AUGAACGCCAUCCGGACAUCCAAGCAGAAGCUGCGUAAGCGCAUGCACAGUGUGCUUUCACAGCUAUCUGCGUCCGCACUUACCGACCAGUCUUGCCGAGUCGCAAAGCAGGUGGUCCAGCUUUCGGCCUACCAGCGUGCCCAGCACAUCAGCAUCUACAUUAGCAUGGACUCGGGCGAGCUGCAGACUAGGCAGCUUUUGUACGAUGCACUGGAGUCCGGCAAGCGCGUGUAUGUGCCCAGAUGCGAUGGCACAUUCAUGGACAUGGUGGAGCUGCAAGGAAAGGAGGACCUGGAGUCUUUGCCGAAAAACAGGUGGGGCAUUCCGGAGCCAGCCAAGGACAGGAAGGGCGUGGAUGCCAGCGCGCUGGAUUUCAUCCUGGUGCCAGGCGUCGCAUUCGACACGGCCGGCAAUCGGUGUGGCCAUGGGAAGGGCUACUACGACAGGUUUCUGACAGGAAACCCGCAUCUGUUCAAGUGCGCGGUCUGCCUAAACGAGCAGGUGGUUGAGACUGUACCGACCGACGAGUUUGACAAGACACCAGACAUUGUCCUUGCCGCACAAGGCGUUGUGUUCCAAAGCAAGAGUGUGAAUUCGGAUACCAGCUAA
Molecule: messenger RNA, 609 nt
Organism: Linderina pennispora
Lineage: Eukaryota; Fungi; Kickxellomycota; Kickxellomycetes; Kickxellales; Kickxellaceae
Product: 5-formyltetrahydrofolate cyclo-ligase-like protein
Exons: 1
Coding region: 1-609 (202 amino acids)
Biological process (GO): tetrahydrofolate interconversion; folic acid-containing compound biosynthetic process
Cellular component (GO): mitochondrion
Molecular function (GO): 5-formyltetrahydrofolate cyclo-ligase activity
Source: RefSeq, a predicted model, not a curated record